CUUUUUUCCAGUUGUGCUAAGCAACCCUGAUUGUCAGGUCUGAUAUCGCAAUAAAAGAAUAAAGAAGUAAAACCGAUACAUAAGAUGCGUGCAUCUGUGUAUAUGUAUAACGGUGCGGCAUAGAAACCGCCGCCAAACGUAAAAGUUUAUAUAUAUAUAUAUGUAUAUAUAUAUAUAUAUACGCAUGUGCAUAUGUAUAUCCGAAAGCAAACAGUGACGAGGACAACAACAGCGGAACUUAAAGGCGCCCAGAAAAUAAUAUUGUACAUAAACUUUAAUUAAAGCAAGAAAAAAAGGGCAACAACAAUAACGUCGGAACAGAAAAUAGGAACAACAAUAAUCAAUAGGCGAUAAAAAGUUUUGUUAUCAGCGUGUUUUCGUCAUUUGGCUUUUUGGAAUUGAUAUUGUUGGUUGGCUUGUCUUGGUAUUCAUUACUGGUAUCUUGUUGGCAUUUCGACAACUUGUUGUUGCUGCCGCGAGACAAAGUACGCGGCAGCGGCAACAUCACCGCUAACGGGUGUUGUUGCUUGCGUAGACGCCAAUUCCAACGCUGACGCUGACAAUGUCUGUGCAGCAGUUCUGCUUGCGCUGGAACAAUCACCAGCCAAACUUCAUAUCCGUCUGUUCCUCCCUGCUGCAUAAUGGGACGCUGGUGGACGUCACGCUUGCCGCGGAGGGUCGACAGCUACAAGCCCACAAAAUAGUGCUGUCCGCGUGCAGUUCGUACUUUCAGGCGCUAUUUACGACGAAUCCGUGUCAGCACCCGAUUGUCAUACUGAAGGACGUGCAGUACGAUGAUCUCAAGACGAUGGUGGACUUUAUGUACUACGGAGAGGUGAAUGUGUCGCAAGAGCAACUGCCACACAUACUUAAAACAGCCGAGAUGCUCAAAAUAAAGGGCCUGGCCGAAAUGCCAACAGACCCGGCAAACCUCACCAAGUCAGACAGUAAGUCGUCCAGCGAGGCAACGGAACUGCUAGGACAAGCUGGCGCGAAUGUUGUCGGCGCGAAUGCUGGUGUAGCGGCAUCUAGCUUAGGAGCGGCUAGUGGCAGCAGUAGUGCUGGUGAUUCUCUUUGGAGCAGCAGUGAAGCGCAGCAGUUCCAGCAGCAUCAUCAGCAGCAACUACAGCAACAACUGCAACAACAGCAGGCGCAGCAACAGCAGCAGCAGCAACAACAACAACACCAGCAGCAACAACAACAACAACAGCAGCAACAGCAACAACAACAGCAGCAGCAACAACAACAGCAGCAGCAUCAUCAUCAUCAUCAUCAUCACCAACCUCAACAGCAGCAGGCAAGCCAGGCGCAGGGUUCGCAGACGCAUCAUCAUCAGCUACGACGAACUCCAUCACCGCUAAGUGCUGGCACCUCACCGGCUACGCGGCGCAAGCGCUUGCGAAAGUCUUCGAAUAACGGUGAGUGUGAGUUGGGCUCUGGUGACCGAAAUAACUCGGAGGAGCAGCAUAGCAGCUCCUUAGAUGCAGCUAGCGCCGCUGGCAGCGCUGCUGGCCUUAGCCUCGCGCAAAUGAGCCAAAUGUCGUUUGGAGCUGGAGCGGGCAAUAACUCUACAGCGGCACUAGGCGGUCUUUCGGGUCACUCGAUGCAUACUGCCAAGUUGUUGAAAGAGUCGGCGAGCGCUGAACUAGAGCAACAGCCACAGGACUCCGAUCUGGAUGACGCUCACGGACAUAUACAUAUGCAAAUUGUAAUGAAAUUGAAGCCCGAAGUGGACAUUGGCAAUGUGAAUCAAUCGAUGCCUCUGGACAUUUCAGGCACUACGACACCAUCGGAACACGACGCCCCCAAUUCACAAUCAUCGCACUCGGAGCCCAGUCCGGCGCAUGCCCCGCAGCAUCAUCCCACGCUGGCGAUCAGCCACAGCCAGGGCACCAAUACGAGCAGCAGCAGUGGCAGUUUUGAGCGGACGCCAAGUGAAACGGAUGCUGCAACAGAUCUGCAGACAUCGCAGUCGACAGCUGCGAUGGGGUCCAAGCGGAAUAGAGUGCUCACCAGGCAGCCUCGGGUUAAGCGGGACAGCGAUAGCCUAACGUCGACAAAUCAGAUUUCACCGGAUACAGCCGCUACGACACUUGACUUUGAUCCGUUUAAUGCGGCGGGCACAACCACCGCCAUAGCCAGGGACUACUCGACACACCAUCACCACCAGCCGCAGCACCAUCAUCAUCACCUGUUGACCGUACCACCUCGAAUUGAGCGGCACGCUUCUGAGCCGGCGCCGAGCCUGGCAUCGCCGACGCCGCACCUGCUAAGCGUACCGGCCAGCACACCAUAUCUGAUUAAGCAGCAUUCGGAUCCGCUGUUGCCGCGUCAGCAUUCGCUGCAUGCCACCGGCACGGGCAGCAUUACUGGCAGUAAUCCGUUUGCGCCAUUGCAUCGUCAAUACUCGCAUCCGCUGUCUGGAAGUAAUGCAAGCUAUGUGCCACCUGCUCCACUCCACCAUCCACAUCAUAUCUCGCUGCCUGAAUCAAUUUACGCUUCCGGCUCGCCGCCGCCAGCCGGUUCAUCGCAGUACCUGGUACCAGCACGCGUCGUCACUUGUAACGCUUCGUCCAGUGAGACCGCAGCCACGCCCACUAAUUCAAGUGGCACGCCCGUUUCGGUGGUAACGUCGCCACCGGCAGGCCUCAACAGCAACAGCAAUCGCCAGCCAUUUUCACCAACGUACGGCAGCAGCACGGAACAGUCGCCCAUUCCGGAACGCCGCUCGCCCCACUCACCCAUCACAAAUAUUGUGGAGCGCAGUAGCGCACGGGUCGAGACAGCAAAUGGCAGUGGGAAUAAGUUACGCACAUCCAAGUCAACUGGCAGCAGCAGCAGUAGCAGCAGCAUUCACCUGCAUCCCAACCAGACCGCGACGACGAGUAGUUCGUUUGAGCAUUUGCCCACGCUACGCGUGAAGAACGAGGAACUGCAGCGCUCGGUGUCUUCUCCACAGACCCAACGCGAAAUAACUACAUUGGAGAACCCACGUUCUAGUCAUUGUCCCGUCAUUCGUCCUGGCCCGGCGCUGGGCUGCAAUUUCUGUUGGAAUACCAUCGAUGGACAUGGUCGCAUUUUGCGCCGCAAAACGAAAUACCACUGUCCCGAGUGUCAAACGAAUUUAUGCAUCGUGCCGUGCUUCCAGGAGUACCACGAGCGGCUCAAGAAUGAAGCAGCCGCCGCCGAAAGUCAGGCCAACACCAGCAGUAGCAGCAACAGCAAAGGAACAGCCUAUGCAUCAUCAGGCGGCUCAGCUGCUCGGCUCUACACGAAAACCGAAUCGAUAUAAGCCGCGCCAUGGAAUCGCAUGCAAUGGCUUACAUAUUUGUAUUUGAGACCCGACGGGCCAUUCCACGAAUGGUCGUCGAUGUCGAAUUUGUUGUUUGUCGCCAGGAAGUGCAGCUGUAGCGCCAAUUAAAUGGCAAGUCAGCGGCACACUCUUCAUCCUGCAUCGAAAUUUUUUAUUUGUCACAGUUCCACUGUCCACGACGAAUCAAGUACCUGGACACGGACUGUUCACGCGCAUUGAAGCGCAGCAAGAUUUGUUUUUGUAUCUGCGUCUCCAUUUCGGAGGCGCAGUGAUGUAGAGUACAUACAUGUACAUGCAUACAUACAUGGAUACAUACCUACAUGCAGGCAUGCGAACAAGUCACCUGUCACAUGUCUGUCAAUGCACAAGAAACAUUUUUAAAACUAAUUGUAAAGCGAGCUAUGUAAAUGUAAAAUUAUUGUUAUGUACAUACAUACGACGUGUUUGUAUGUAAACUCUUGUACAAAUUGGAGAAACGAAAAUACAUAUAAAUCGAGAAAUAAAAAAAAGCAUCAGCGGUGUACAACUAAUCAAGCUCGAAUCGACACAUUACAGCCCAUUAAUAUAUAUAAAUCAAAAUUAACUUCUAUAGUGAAGUGCAACAAACUUAAAAACUUCCCGCCAAAUAAAAAGAAACGAAAACACUAGGAUUGAAGGCGUGAUGACGCCCCUAACACCUGACGCCUUUAAGGCCAGGCACCGCUGCGCAGGCGCACGAUUUUUCACCUGGUAAAUUGAACUUUGUGUAAAAAAAAAUUAAAAAAAAAAAAGAAGAAAAAGAAUGUCUUUUCAAGAAAAUCCAUAUGCAUUCGAUAUGCGUAUAUAUAAUCUAGCACAUUUGAAUGUAAAAAGUAUUUUGUGAAAAUGCAAAUGCGAAAACGAAUCGCUAAUCAAAUUAUAUUGUCAACAUUUCGCUGCUGUUCAGUUCGACUUAUAUAUUUAGACAAUAUAUAAACAAGAGUACAAAAUUAAGUUCGACAGCAAUAGCAGGCAACCUAUGUCAGCUAAACCAAGUUAAAAAUCAAUUUUAAACCAAUUCAAUAUAAGAAAACAAAAAGUUCAUUCAUUUUCGAAAGCGUUAUUUCUUGGUGUUGUAAUUCGAUGAAAAUAUUUUGUAACCAGCUCAUGAGAAUUUAAGAAAAUCUAUUUUUGCACUCCUGAUAUGUGUGCGUGUAAACUUGUAGAUCAAUCAAAAAUUGUAAUUGGCUACUAUUUCCAAAUGGUAGAUGCAUAAAAGCGUAUUUUAUAGAACUUGACCUUAUCUAUUUUCUUACUACAUAUUAGAAUCGGACUCCCAGAGCCUGAACGCAACGUUAAAUCUAUGUGACGUACCGUUGAUUAUCAAUAAAUCAUUGUUUUUAAAUUUA
Drosophila mojavensis is the source of this 4680-nucleotide messenger RNA. Its product is annotated as broad-complex core protein isoforms 1/2/3/4/5. Gene Ontology annotation, molecular function: DNA binding; protein binding. The record is from RefSeq and is a predicted model, not a curated record. Gene Ontology annotation, biological process: regulation of transcription by RNA polymerase II. The transcript is spliced from 7 exons. Lineage: Eukaryota; Metazoa; Arthropoda; Insecta; Diptera; Drosophilidae. Bases 563 to 3292 code for a protein of 909 amino acids. Gene Ontology annotation, cellular component: nucleus.